This is a messenger RNA of Spirodela intermedia, 4305 nucleotides long. Lineage: Eukaryota; Viridiplantae; Streptophyta; Magnoliopsida; Alismatales; Araceae. The record is from the annotation of a GenBank genome assembly.
AUGGCAGAAUUUGUAAGAAAGGGGAAGCAGAAAGUGGAUGUGCGCUACGAAAACCCAAGUAUUCCUUGUAAAAUCGAGAAAAGUUUUCAAGGUUACUACAGUGAAAAUGACUUACAUUCGCUUGAAGAUGUCCUCCAAGAUCAGGUACAGUUGGAAUGCAUUUUUGUUGUAAAAGUUUUGGUGACGCCUCAUGGUUAGAUUCAAAAUCUUCUUGCUUAUGCGUACUUACACACAAUUCUCUUGUUUUUUAUCAAUUUUUUUAUAAUGAUGAUAUAAAUCGAUAAGAUCUUUCUAAGUAAUUUUAUUCCUUUUUACGAUUUGCCUUUCUAUCCUUCUCCCAUGAACCAUGUCUAAAAAUUUUCAUCAACGCAUUGAAUAGAAAGUGUGCUGCAGGAAAUUGUAUAUCAGUCACUUCAGGAGGUACGAGACAAUGAUAUGGCUAAAGCUUCCGCAUCUAAUUAUCCAAAACAUAAUCGUGAACGUGGCAAAGGCAGUAGAAGUUCUCCGUCUACUUCCAUGAAUUUUAACUCGCAGCUGUUAUUGGAUGAAGCCUUAGCUAGAGAACUGCAAUGUGUGGAAGACAACCUUGCUGCUACUUCCUUAUGUGGUACUGAGAGGACAGCAGGUAGGGUGAACCCUUGUUCGAAAUUUCAUCCCGUGGAAGGUCUCUGUCGCUAUUUUUUUGUGUAUAGAGGCUGCAUUAAUCGGUGUACUUUACUCCUUUCGUCUGGUUUCCUAUUUGACUCUUUUGUUUGCAGCAUUGCCUGUCAAUACCCAUGGUUCUAUCCAUCAGUCAAAAUUUUCCUUUUGGUUUUCUCAAGAUAAUGCUUGCAUUUAGGUCGGACAAGGAGUGGCUACACUCUCGACCAAAUUAUUCGUUUAUGUAAUAAUCAAGAGUUCUUUCGAGAACGUGCUAGAGAUACAUCCUUUCCGGAAUUAUUUAGUUUCUUACAUAGUUUUUUUCCAGGAAAGACAUGUUUAAUUAACAUCAAUGUUUUUCUUGCAUAAGUAUGUAUAUAUGCUUAUAACUUCAUGGCUUCAUGGAAGCCCAUAUCUUCUUGAAAUUAUGACCACCAAAAAUGUAUCUAUUGAAAAAAAUUCAGUUAUUUUCUUAUCAUUUUCCUUUUCAUGGUCGUCAGCUUUCAUAACCAAGCCAUAUUGAUUUUUCUGCUAUUUGUUUUCGUGCUGUCUGGUUCUGAAAGGGACAUCAGUCGAACUUGGAAAUGAUGUGACAAUUGCAACGGGCAUAACUGCUUUGGUAAAAUGCUUUUUAUGAAUUGAUUUGUCUUUAUUUUUAACGGAUUUAUAGCCCAAUGUUUUUGAUUACUCAUAUUUAUCGACAUCCCCACUUUGAUGUGCAGGCUACUGAGCAAGCCGGUAUCGUUUCAGACAAUGCGACUUAUGAGGUUGUCUGAACCAUCAGAUGCAGCCUGUCCUGCCAUUUUGACGUUUGGUUUUUGCUUUCCAUUGCUGUAUGACGUCAUUUAUUAAUGCUCUUUGAUGAUUUCCUCUUGAGAAGACUAUCUCAUGGCAUUUAUUUUGUCCAUAACAUUUCACUGAAAGUUCUCAUACUCUUUCCUCGAAAAUAUGUGAUUUCGGUAGAAUAUUCGCGGUUUAUCUGUCAAUCUACUUGUCGAAAUUUGUACUUUCUAGAACAGAGCUUGCAAUUUGCUGGCUUUCUUUUGAGGAUCGACAAUUGUUUAUCUGCUGCUAUAAAGCAGCUAAAUGUACACACCAUACGGCAAAAGAAGAAAAAAGAGAAUUAUAUAUAAAAAUGAAGGAAAACCGAGGUUUCUUUUAUUAUAUGACAAGGCGCUUAAUAGUACGGGUUGAGCUAAAAGAGAAUGAAUGAGUCUCUUUUUUAUUUUAGUUGUUGGUCAUGAUUUUUUUCCUACAACUCCCCCCCAACCUCCCCAAGGAAAAAGAGAAAAAAGGAGCUUACUGUUUUCGUGAAUAUUCCCCAUAGCAAUUUUGUUUUUACAAAUAUAGGAUUUAACUUGUUUCAUUCUUAGAAUUUUGUUGUGAACUCGAGGAAAGAUCAUUGUUUCAACUAUGGUGGCUUGAAUAAGUAUCUUUGGCCCACCUCGCAAGAAGGUGUAUUCCAUUUGUGAAUGUCCUGUCCUUUUUCGGUCAACUUUCCAAAAAAAUUCAACAAUUCUUUCCUACGGCUGGACUCGAGGAAAGAUCAUUGUUUCUUGCAAUAAAAUCAGAUACAGUUGGAAUUGCAAACUGCAUAUGGAGGGUCCUUGAAGGUUCUUCUUCAGUGCAUGUUUUAUAUUAAAAUCUGCUGUCAUCGCAUAGAUAUUUUUGGAUUGCAACCUUUCUUCUUGUCACUGUUAUGUGCCAAAGCAUGGUUUCUUUCUGAAUAUUAAGUUAUUCUCGCUAGCUCGGAUGAACUCUUGUUUCUGUUACCAUAAAGAGAGGACGUCUGGCUCUCUAAGAGUGAGGAUUCUUGCAUUUCACUGAGUGAUAGAUUAGGUUUGUGGAUAAACGCACUUAUCAAAAGGAAGUCAGCCUAGCCUGUAUAGAAAAGUCAUAAAGCAAGUAUAUGAAAUCCCAAGCUCUAUCAAUUUUAGAUUCGAAGUAUGGUCCAGUGAAAUGGCAGUUGUAACUAGUGGAUAACAGUACUCUUUAAAAACAAUAACUCAUGUUCUUUUGUUCUCAGUGUGACAAAAAUCUUGAAAAGAUCGUAAACGGAUCAUACUUUGUGGUAUCCUGCAUGAUCUUAGUGCCAAGAACAGAGUCCUUUCUGUUCGAGAAGUUACUGGCCUAUUUCAAUGAACCACAUAUUUGCAUCCACUUCUUGGAAUGAAUCCAAUUCAUAUUGAACAAAUUAAUUUGCAAACAUUUAUGGGAACUUCAGUAUUAUAGCUUUUAUUUUCUUUAGUCGGUGCAAUUCAAAAUUCUCAGUUUUUGGACCCCUUGAUCAUCAGGAAUUGCAAUCUCUUGGUGAAGCUAUUGGUACUGAAUCCAGAGGGCUGUCAGAUGAGCUCAUUUCCUUCUUGCCGCCUUUUACAUACAAAACUGGAUUCUUCUCAAGGAAAGACAAAUAUGAUAAGUAAGCACUAUUUGGUUAUGAUUUUGUAAUUUUUUAUUGGUUUAUCGGUUGAAUUCUUUGUGGUAUACUACAUGACUGAAAGCUUUUGUGAUUUCUCUUAAAUUGCUCAGAAAAUUAACUAUUCUUGUUUGCCUCCUCCAGCAACAAAUAUUCGCCUUGGGUGAACACAUUGUAUGUAACCAGCUUCCUUAUUCCAGUCAGUUUGCACAUGAUAAGUAGAAAUCUAAUGGUCACUAGGCACUUUCCUUUAGCCAGUUGCCUGCAUAAUGCAAAUUCUGAUGAUUUCCCUUUGGAAGAAACAAGUUAUAGAGUAGGAUAAAAGGACACUUGGAUUACGUUUGCCCCGUUUGCCCUUUCUCUGACCUGCUCUUAAAUAGUUGAAAUUUAUAUUUCAUAGAUUUCAGAAAUAUUCUAUGCGCCAAUAGUUUUGUAUUUCAACGAUCAGGAGAAUUAGAGGGUUAGUUAGGGAAGUUACAGAGACGAGGGUAAAAUGUUGGAGGGAAACGGUGGUUGCUAUAUCUAACGUUGUGAUUCAACUAUCUGAGAACCCAAUCAUAAGAAUGCCCUCUGCUCACAGCAUCAUCUCGACCAUCAGAAACGAUUGUUUCUCAGGCAAAUUGAGCUCAGACUUGGGUUUUGUGAGUGAUCUUGUGAUCCCAAGAACGUUCAUGUCAGUCAGUCUUUAAUCCCAUCCCCCCCCCCCUCCCUCUCCUCCUCCAUUGCAUUUAUUCUUGCUGCUUUAUGAUCAAAAUUCGUACAUUUGUACUUAAUACAGAUGUGCAAUCUGCUGUGAUGAUUACAAAAAUCGAGAAACCUUGAUCACCUUACCCUGUCAACAUCACUAUCACUCUGUCUGCAUCAGAAAAUGGCUGAAGAUUAAUAAGGUGGGUUUCUUUUACGUGUCUUUUAAUUUUUCAUAAUUGCUCUAAAUCAUCAAUGUCCCGUUAUAUUGUCUGAAAAAUUAAAAAAUUAAUGUGUCUUGUAGAAUACUUCGAUCAUAUUAUUUUCCACAUAUUAUUUAUAAUAUGGGGGGUUGAAUAAAUUUAAGAUUAUUGCACUUGUACUAGUAUCCUCUACCCUUUAUAUGCACUCAUUUUUUAUGGUGAUUGCCAAUUUUUUAAACUCGAGAGUCGUUCUCGUCAUUCUUUCCCUUUCCACAUAUUUCUUUGUAAUAAUGUAAAGAGAUGGACCAAAUGGUGUCUCAACAGGUGUGCCCGGUGUGUAACAAUGAGGUCUUUGGUCCCUAG